Messenger RNA from Caenorhabditis bovis, 1854 nucleotides. The record is from the annotation of a GenBank genome assembly. Lineage: Eukaryota; Metazoa; Nematoda; Chromadorea; Rhabditida; Rhabditidae.
AUGAAUGACGACGGCGAUGAUCCGAGCUGCUAUAUGGUUCAGGAGACUUUUGAGUACGAGUACGACGACACUUUCGACUGGGAGAAUAUGACCACUUCACAGUGCAAUUGCACUCAUCCGUUGCACCUUUUUCUAGAGGUUUGUGUCAAUAAAUGUAGCGCCGAGGAUAGCGGUCGAGUAUUGUUCUCAUUAUCCGAAGAGCAGAUAUUCGAAAUUGCUCUACCCGGACUACUCUACCUUAUUGUAUUUCUUGUAGGAACAAUUGGAAAUUCAAUGGUAAUAUUUGUUGUGAAUCGUUUCAAACGAAUGCGAAAUGUCACGAAUAUCUUCUUGGCUUCAUUGAGCACCGCCGAUUUGUGUCUCAUCUGGUUCUGUGUUCCGAUAAUGUUCAUGAAGUACAUGUCGCACUCAUGGUGGAUGGGUCGAUUCGCGUGCUAUUCGGUUCAUUACAUUCAACAGUUCACGUGCUUCUGCUCGGUUCUGACAAUGACAAUGAUCAGUUUCGAGCGAUUUCUUGCCAUCGCGUAUCCGAUGCGAAAUAUAUGGUUUUCGAGUAUUGGGAGAGCGAAGAAGGUGAUAUUAUUAAUAUGGCUCGCUUCCGCUUUACUGGCAAUACCAACGGCGGUUCGCAUGGAUUACGAGACAAAUCUAACCCUAUCUGGCCAGCGAGUUCAUUGGUGUCGUCGUCGAUUCCCCAACCAAUUUCUGGGUUAUCAACGACGGCAGCUCAAUAAAGCCUACGCCGUCUACCAAAUGCUUCUUCUCAUCGUUUUCCCGGUCACCACAAUGUCAAUUUGCUACGCGAGAGUUUCGGCAAUCGUCUACAAAUCAUCCAAGGACCGAGUGAUACUUUCACAAGCAAUGGUUGCCUUCUCAAAAGCGGCAACCGACGCGGUCACCUUCUCCGGAUACUCGGCGAUUCCGAUGCUGACGACUUCGAGAAAUUUGAAAACCGCGACGACGACUAUCAACUCGUACAGCAAACACCGAUCGAAUCGUGUUGUCGAGGCGAAUAAGAAGCAAAUUGUGCAAAUGCUGAUCUCGAUUGUUUGCAUGUACACAUUUUGCUGGCUUCCGACAAUCAUUGACGAGCUUCUAACGUCUUUUGGCUAUAUCUGCCGAACGUCUAACACGCAAACUCUGAAGCAUAUGCGAAUGGGAUUCAACGCAUUGACAUACUGCCAGUCUUGCAUUAAUCCGAUUCUCUACGCAUUCAUCUCUCAAAACUUCCGUUCAACAUUCAAAACCGCCUAUUCGCGAAUGAAGAAUCGCCUACAGGGCGUUGAGGAAAUGCGCUCUCGAAUGGGCUCGUGCUCAUCGGCGAGCAUGAUGUCGACACGCCAUCAACACCGCAUUUAUGGCAGCAGCUUCAACACUCUCACGGUUCCCGGCCGAUCGAUCAUCACACCAAAUAUGUCCCGCGACGUCUCGCAGCUCUCAUUGUGCCGGCCAACAUCGCAAAUGUCAUUCUACCGGCCGAAGAGCCCAAUGGCUCAUGAGAAUUCGACAAUCAUCGGCAGGCAUCGGCCGCCAUCGCCGACCGACGCUUCUCAUGAUUCGGGAAGACCGCGAAGUCCCACCGAUCUUUCGCAAUCCACUCGGCCAUCCAGGCGAUCCUCGUCUAUUAGACCGCGUAGUCCGACAGCAACUUCGCAAAUUUCGUCAGUGUUCGCAAUGAAUCGAUCAAGAAGUCCGACGAGUCAUUCAGACGCUUCGGGCAUUUCCCAAAAUAGAACACGCAGUCCCACGCUUGUAUCAAACACUUCUUCAAACCGGAGCAUCGGCGAACGAACAGCCGAUCGGCUCAGUGUCCGCGACGCGCAUCGACCGAAAACGCCGCCCGUCGCCGUCUAG